Molecule: messenger RNA, 1653 nt
Organism: Oncorhynchus kisutch (coho salmon)
Lineage: Eukaryota; Metazoa; Chordata; Actinopteri; Salmoniformes; Salmonidae
Gene: sft2d1
Product: SFT2 domain containing 1
Exons: 8
Coding region: 230-712 (160 amino acids)
Biological process (GO): vesicle-mediated transport
Cellular component (GO): membrane
Source: RefSeq, a predicted model, not a curated record
UGGAUCAGUGUAAAAUGCAGAGGCCACUUUUCGUGACAGCAUAUAGACAAUAAAACCAAGACUGGUAAGGCUCACUGCGGUAAAAUAAGAACCGGUCUGUUUUGCUGGACGCGCUUCCUGUCAGGUGGUAACACAUAGACACGCCCAAUCGGGAAGUCUCCGGAAGUUAGUUAGCUAUCUCAUUUAGCUCCAAACAAUAUAAUACACUUAUACAUAUUUAUUGUCAACGAUGGACAAGCUUCGUAGUAUGAUAGGGGGACGAGAAGACAACGAGGAAGCAGGGCUCACGGCGCAGGUUCUGGAUGCCUCGACGCUCAGCUACAGCACCCGGGUGAAGUGGUUCGUCAUAUGCUUCGCGUCAGGCAUCCUGUGCUCCAUACUGGGCACUGCACUGCUGUUCUUACCCAACGGCACCAAGCUGUUUGCUGUGUUCUACACACUAGGUAACCUUGCUGCACUCUCCAGCACCUGUUUCCUGAUGGGACCUCUGAAGCAGCUGAAGAGAAUGUUUGAGCCCACCAGACUGAUAGCCACCUGUGUUAUGCUGCUCUGUCUCAUUUUGACGCUUUGUGCAGUUUUCUGGUGGGGAAAGAAGGGGUUGGCCAUCAUCUUCUGCAUUCUACAGUUCUUGGCUAUGACAUGGUACAGCAUCUCUUACAUUCCAUUUGCCAGGGACGCCGUGAUGAAGGUCUUCACCAGCUGUCUGAGUUAAGAGAACCGACGUGGGUUCAAACACUAUUUGAGAUCAGUUUAGCUGGGCUUGAUUGAGCAUGCCUGGCGUGACGGAACCAAUAGAAAAUUGCAUAACUGCAAACCCCACCCACUUAACACUCCAGGAAAGCUAGAGCAAUUUGUCUAGGUAUUUGAAAGAUUUCGAAUUGUAUUUAAACCCAGGUCUAAUGUUUCCAGACUGCAUACUUGUCUUCACAUGAAAAAGUGGACAGUGGAUAUGUCAAAUAUUUUGUUUUUGGAAUAGGUUUUCCUUUUUAUUUUCUAAUAUAUAUAUUUUCAUUGCUGUUUCAUACUAUGAAUCAUUAAUAUUUCCAAUAAUUUUAUAACGGGUAUCUGAAACUAAAGUGUAUUCAUAUUAUGCUUACCAGGUUUGGGGUCAAUUCCAUUUGAAAUGUAUUUAAUUCAGGAAGUUGACUAAAAUUCUAAUUCUAUUGUUCUCAUUGAGAAGCAUUGACGAAGUUUCAGUUUACUUCCUGAAUUGACUUGAGUUGAAAUGGAAUUGAACCUGCUUGAUGCUUGUCUGCAAAAUCUCAUAUUUUUUACACUCAAAUUCUGUCUGUCGUUUUUUUAAGUGCUUCCGGUGAAAGUGAGAGAUGAAAUUAAAAUAUCCAUGAAGACAGGGUUGAGGUCAAUUAGAAUUGAAGGCAGUCUGUUCCAGAAGUUAUUUAAAUUUAAAAUAAAAAUGUAACAACUGGAAAUAAAUAGCUUUUAUGGUUGUUAAUGGAAAAGUCAUUCAAAUAGAUUUACAUUUGUUCAAUUAUUGAAUUGGAAUUUCAGUUUUUUCUGCUUUUAAAUUUGAAUUGACACCAACCCUGCAAAAAAAUAUAAAAUGUCCUAUCUUGUUCUUUCAGAGCAGGUUAAAGCUUAUGGACAUUUACAAUGUGAUGCCUGUAAAUCUGAAAAUACAACUCAAUAACUUAC